Messenger RNA from Oppiella nova, 642 nucleotides. The record is from the annotation of a GenBank genome assembly. NCBI's taxonomy places the organism in Eukaryota, Metazoa, Arthropoda, Arachnida, Sarcoptiformes, Oppiidae.
GAAAAAAUUAAUUCAUUAUAUAAUAACAUUCAACGUAUCGGUUCUGGUACAUUUGGCGAAGUGUACAAAGUGAGGCAUAAAUUUACAAACAAGAUAUCAGCUAUCAAAAUGACUGACAUAAGUGCAUUAGCUAUACGGGAAUUACAAAUGUUGCUCCAAGUACAAUCACAAUACGUGGUUACAUACUAUUCAUUCUGGUCAGAUAAUAACAGCCUAUUUAUAGAAAUGGAAUAUUGCCAAGAUUCAUUACAAAAUAUUUUAAUAAUCCGCUUUGACGCAUUUAAUAGGCAGCGUGGUGAAUUAAUGAAUCUAGUUGAAUAUUUUAUAUUCACGGAAAUAUUCCGAGAACUUCUAGAAUGUGUAGAUUAUUUACACACGCUAGAAAUACCAGUAAUACACCGAGAUUUAAAACCUGCCAAUGUACUGAUAUACUACGAUAUUUUGCAUAAUCGGAGAUUUUUAAAAUUAUGCGAUUUUGGCCUAGCUACUUUCCAAAAUCGUAGUCAACAGAGUCAUACUGUGGGUGUGGGGUCACCUAAGUAUACGCCCACAGAAGUGUUUGAUCCCAUUUACGAUACCAAACGUGAUAUUUAUAGCCUCGCCGUAAUUGCACAGAAAAUGUUCGAGAUUAGUUUUAAUGGG